AUGAAGUUCACUGCGGGGAUGUGGUGUCUGCAGGAGGGUGUCAAUAUUGAGUGGAUGAGCAAUGUUGAGCGGUUUUCGAUUGAAGGAGAUUCCGUCAAUCUGCUGCUGAACAAGUUCCAGAGACACCGGGGAGACACACUCAAUUCCCCAACCGUUUCGGCACAAAUCACCUCUCCGCUGGAAGGAAUCAUUGGUGUGAAGCUCGUGCACUGGGCAGGUCAAAAUGACAACGGCCCUCACUACCAUGUGAACAAGGGUACGGGACACACCAGCAUCCAGCACAAGAAGGAGGAAACCACGCUCAACUACAAAAGCGGGCCACUCGAUUUGGACGUGAACACUGCCGCCAACGAGCUCGAUCUAGUUUUCCGCUCUCCGGCAGGCAAGAAGCUGACGGGCCAAUCGCACCGCUCUAUCGGAUACGUGCGGGACCAGAGGAGCGAAAAGCACCGCUAUGAAGACGGCAUUUACGCCGAGCGCCAGGGAUAUAUGCUCGCGGGGCUGGACCUGGGCGUUGGCGAGAAGGUCUAUGGGCUUGGAGAGCGGUUCGGACCCCUGGCUAAGAACGGGCAGACGGUUGAUAUUUGGAAUGAAGAUGGGGGGACUUCUUCGGAGUUGGCGUAUAAGAAUAUUCCGUUCUAUAUCAGUUCCAGGGGGUAUGGUGUUUUCGUGAACCAUCCCGGUAAGGUGAGUCUGGAGGUGCAGUCUGAGCGGACGACAAGGGUCAAUAUCUCGGUUCCUGGUGAGGAGAUUGAGUACUUUGUCGUCUAUGGGGCGACACCGAAGGAGAUCCUUAAUCGGUAUACUUCUCUGACUGGCAGACCGGCUCUGGUCCCUUCAUGGAGUUACAAUCUCUGGCUUACGACCAGUUUCACGACCAACUACGACGAACAGACUGUCACAGGGUUCCUUGAUGGUUUCCGUGAUCGUGAUAUCCCCCUUGGGGUGUUCCAUUUCGACUGCUUCUGGAUGAAGUCAUAUCAUUGGUGUGACUUCGACUUCGAUUCCGAGAUGUUCCCCGAUGCCGUGGGCUAUCUCAAGCGCUUGAAAGAUCGCGGCUUGAGGAUCAGCGUCUGGAUAAAUCCGUACGUUGGACAAGCAUCUCCGCUUUUCGCAGAAGGCAAAAAAAAUGGAUACUUCAUCAAGCGCACCGACGGCUCAGUUUGGCAAUGGGACUUCUGGCAAGCAGGCAUGGCGGUGGUCGACUUCACGAACCCCGCCGCCUGCAAAUGGUACAACAGCCACCUGGAGCGACUGAUGGAGAUGGGCGUCGACAGUUUCAAGACCGACUUUGCAGAGCGCAUCCCAGUAAAGAGCAUCCAGUACCACAACGGCGCGGAUCCAGAGCGAAUGCACAAUUACUACGCCCUGCUCUACAACAAGAUCGUGUAUGAAACUCUGAGCGCCCGCGUCGGACGCAGCCAGGGCCUUCUCUUUGCGCGAAGCACCGCGCCAGGUGGCCAGGCGUACCCUGUGCACUGGGGUGGCGACUGCGAAAGCACAUUCGAGGCAAUGGCAGAGUCAUUGCGCGGCGGGCUGAGCUUGAUGCUUUCUGGGUAUAUCUUCUGGGCGUCUGAUAUCGGUGGAUUUGAGGGCACGCCGCCGCCGGCGUUGUAUAAGAGAUGGGUGCAGUUUGGACUGCUGUCAUCGCAUUCACGACUACAUGGGUCGUCUUCUUUCCGGGUGCCGUGGAUCUAUGGCGAGGACUGCUCCGAUGUACUGCGGGAUUGUGUGAAGCGGAAGAUCUUGCUCACGCCGUAUAUUCUGCAGGAGGCGUUGAGGGGCCAUGGAGAUGGUACGCCGCUGAUGAGGCCGCUUUUCUUGGAGUUCCCCGAGGAUUUGAAUACGUAUGCUGUUGAUACGCAGUAUAUGUUUGGGCCGAACUUGUUGGUUGCACCAGUGUUUUCCGAGGAAGGUGAGGUGACAUUCUAUGUGCCCCAAUCUCCUGAUGAUGAGGCAGGGAAAUGGGUUUCGUGGUUUGAUCAUUCAAAGUCCUAUGAGCCUGGUCGUUGGUAUACCGAGACUCAUGACUUUGAUACUCUGCCUAUCUUGAUCCGGCCUGGAUCAGUGACUGUCAUUAAUCCCACGAUCAAAGCACCCGAGGAUGAUUCCCUGUCAGGAGUUGAGAUAUUGGUCAAUGGUCGUUUGCAGAGUGAGACUACGGUUGACCUUGUCAAUGCAGCCCAAACCGACGAGAUCUUGAAGACUGUCCGGCUUUCUCCUGCGGCGGAUGGAAAAGUUGAAGCAACCGGCCAUUCUGUCAAAAUUGUUUACGUUGCUUAA
Penicillium soppii is the source of this 2283-nucleotide messenger RNA. Its product is annotated as putative sugar hydrolase. NCBI's taxonomy places the organism in Eukaryota, Fungi, Ascomycota, Eurotiomycetes, Eurotiales, Aspergillaceae. The record is from RefSeq and is a predicted model, not a curated record. Gene Ontology annotation, biological process: carbohydrate metabolic process. Bases 1 to 2283 code for a protein of 760 amino acids. Gene Ontology annotation, molecular function: carbohydrate binding; hydrolase activity, hydrolyzing O-glycosyl compounds. The transcript is spliced from 6 exons.